Molecule: messenger RNA, 899 nt
Organism: Nomascus leucogenys (northern white-cheeked gibbon)
Lineage: Eukaryota; Metazoa; Chordata; Mammalia; Primates; Hylobatidae
Gene: RPL39L
Product: ribosomal protein L39 like
Exons: 4
Coding region: 551-706 (51 amino acids)
Biological process (GO): translation
Cellular component (GO): ribosome; cytosolic large ribosomal subunit
Molecular function (GO): structural constituent of ribosome
Source: RefSeq, a predicted model, not a curated record
ACUCGCCGCCCUAGCAUCCGGCGCGCGGCGGUUAAACUGCUGCGCCCAGCGAGGCAACCACUUCCGAGCGCCGGUUGUGGGCGAGGCCUCUCGGAGACUGAGAGACACGAAGGCCCGUGCGACAAGGUGGCUGCAGCUAGGCCGGGGGCGUCAGGACGACGGAGCGGGUUCGGGUCGGUGACACACAGACCUGAGGGAGCUGGGCCCGCCUUUUCCGCCCGCGCCCCAGACCCUUGCAGAUCGAGAUUUGCGUCCUAGAGUGGGAAAACAGCAGAGGCCAGGGCGCCGAUUUUAUUUGGAGAAGCAAGCAUCUUUGCCUCUUUGGAGUAGGACAUUCAGACUUGAAAAAGUUGAAAAUAAUUCCUCUUGGUGGACAUUUAACAAGAGAAGCAGAAGUAUGUUGCUGAGAAAUGAGUAGCAUCAAGUCAGGAACAGGAGGAACAAAGGGACUCCUGCCUUUGCUGCUGAUCCACCAGAACAGCCAUCAGACUCCUCAGACUGCAGCUGGCUCCUGAGCUGCUGUGGUGUAUGGUUGACUCUGUUUCUCGCCAUGUCUUCUCACAAGACUUUCACCAUUAAGCGAUUCCUGGCCAAGAAACAAAAGCAAAAUCGUCCCAUCCCCCAGUGGAUUCAGAUGAAACCUGGUAAUAAAAUCAGGUACAACUCCAAAAGGAGGCAUUGGAGAAGAACCAAGCUGGGUCUAUAAGGAAUUACCCAUGAGAUGGCACACAUAUUUAUGUUGUAUCAAGGUCACGAUCAUCUUACGAUAUCACACUGAAACUGUCACCACUAUCUGGACAGUUGCACGUUUUACUGGGAAUAUUUUUUUCUGUUUUUCUAUAUGCUCUGUGCUAGUAGGGUGGAUUCAGUAAUAAAUAUGUGAAAGCUUUUGUUUCAAA